Messenger RNA from Aspergillus chevalieri, 330 nucleotides. RefSeq names its product RidA family protein. NCBI's taxonomy places the organism in Eukaryota, Fungi, Ascomycota, Eurotiomycetes, Eurotiales, Aspergillaceae. Bases 1 to 330 code for a protein of 109 amino acids. The record is from RefSeq and is a predicted model, not a curated record. The transcript has 3 exons. Gene Ontology annotation, molecular function: deaminase activity. Gene Ontology annotation, cellular component: mitochondrion; cytosol.
AUGUCGAGUUCUCAAGCCAUUAAAGCUGCCGGCCAUGUCUGGCUCUCUGGCCAGAUCCCAGCGGAUUCGCAGGGCAAUCUGAUCACCGGGUCUAUGGCGGAUAAGACGCAAGCCAUCAUCAGGAAUACGGAAGCAAUUCUCGAGGAGGCCGGGUCUAGCCCGGACAGGGUUGUCAAGGUCGUGGUGUAUGCAAAAGAUGCUAGCAUCAUGCCGGAAUUCUCCAAAGUGUACAACCCAGCCUUCCCUCAUAAACCUGCUCGGUCCAUGGCAGAGGUGUCUGAACUUCCUGCUGGGGUGGAUAUUCAGGUUGACUUUAUUGCCGUUGUAUAG